Molecule: messenger RNA, 892 nt
Organism: Babesia bovis T2Bo
Lineage: Eukaryota; Apicomplexa; Aconoidasida; Piroplasmida; Babesiidae
Exons: 7
Coding region: 16-849 (277 amino acids)
Source: RefSeq, a predicted model, not a curated record
AUUGCAAAUGAUGAGAUGAUAAUAUUGUUGUUUGAUUAUUUGUUUUUAUUUUGCAUUAAUGCGUUAUGCUCUUGUAAUGUUCGCGAUGUGAAAAUUGAGGUGGAUGAUCCUCGGCCUCGUAUGGCCGUUGCUCGUGGCGGUGUGACUAUUCCUGUUUUAACAAUUUCACGUGAUGAGGGUGAUCGUUCAUUGAUUCAAUUUGAAGGUCCUUCUAAAUAUUCUUUGGGUGUGGAUUCUCUUGGUAACUUCUCGAUCAACGCUGACAAUCAACCUAUGCUUAUUAUGAACAAUGAGCAUAAUAUAUCGAUUCACAUGGGCAAUCUAUCAGUCCGUUCUAUUGAUUUUGGUGGCGACUUACUGGUUGAGGGUGUAUCGCAGUUUAAGAUGAUUUGGCGAGAGGAUUUUGCCGAUUCUAAAGGUUGGAAUGGCACAGUGGAGAAGAUAGACGUUUCUUCAUGUUCUGGGAUUCCGAUGUUAGGUGGUUAUAAGCAUUUUGGCAGGGGUUGGAUUCAGAAGACCUUUAUUGAGCUUCCUGUUCAUCGUGAAUUACGUUUGCGGGCAAAUUUUCACUUUAUUGAUCAAUGGUCUGGUGAGAGUGGUUACAUGAAGGUCAACACCUCAGCGUCUUCUCCUAUGGAAUAUGUUUGGAAUGAGUCCCAUUUUCAGAAUUUAGGUUAUGGCAUUAACAUUUGUGGAGAUGAUACUCCUGAUUCCAAAUUUUCCGUACCAAUAGAUGUGACUCUUCCACACAGUGCUGAACGUUUUACGUUAGAAUUCGGUAGCACAUUGGAAGGUGAUGCCAUUCAGCAAUCUUGGGGUAUUUCGGGUCUCGAGAUUCACGUUCGUUAACUGUUUUAUCGGCUAUAAGAUAUCGCUACAUUAGUUAAAGGAG